Molecule: messenger RNA, 693 nt
Organism: Rodentolepis nana
Lineage: Eukaryota; Metazoa; Platyhelminthes; Cestoda; Cyclophyllidea; Hymenolepididae
Source: the annotation of a GenBank genome assembly
GCCAAAGAUACUGGUAUACAGGAGGAAAUGGAGAAGACCCACCUGAUUCGGUGUUCAAAGGAGGAAAUGGAGAAGACCCACCUGAUUCGGUGUCUAGCGAUCAACCCACAUGCCCUCUAUGUAACCUACAGGAGGAAAUCUGGCGAAGCACCUUCACAGAUUAGGAGUAUACAAUCAAAACACCUUCACAGAUUGAGAGUAUACACUCAACCCACAUAUACUCUAUGUAACCUACAGGAGGAAAUGGAGAAGUCCCACCUGUCUAUCAUACAGGAGGAAAUGGAGAAGACCCACCUGAUUCGGUGUUCACCAGAGGAGGAAAUGGAGAAGACCCACCUGAUUCGAUGUCCAGCCCUAAAGACAAGUACGGAAAGCCAAAGAUACUGGUAUACAGGAGGAAAUGGAGAAGACCCACCUGAUUCGGUGUUCAAAGGAGGAAAUGGAGAAGACCCACCUGAUUCGGUGUCUAGCGGAGGAAAUGGUGAUGACCCACCUGAUUCGGUGUCCAGCUCUAAAGACAACGCAGACCCACCUGAUUCGGUGUCCAGCUCUAAAGACAAGGACGCACCUGAUUCGAUGUCCAGCUCUAAAGACAACGACGGAAAGUCAGAGAAACUGGGAAGCAAGAAGACGGCUAAUGUACUGCUAUUAAUAAACUGCUAUAAAUGUACCCCUACCAUUGGUGGAAGCUGA